AUGGUGAAAAUCGCCUUCAACACACCCACAGCGUUGCAAAAAGAGGAGGCACAGCAAGACGUGGAGGCCCUAGUAAGCCAUACUGUCCGAGCUCAGAUCCUGACCGGCAAGGAACUCCGAAUUGCCGCCAAGGAAAAAGAGGGCUCCUCUGGGAGAUGUAUGCUUACUCUCUUAGGCCUUUCAUUCAUCUUGGCAGGACUUAUUGUUGGUGGAGCCUGCAUUUACAAGUACUUCAUGCCCAAGAGUACCAUCUACCGUGGAGAGAUGUGCUUCUUUGAUUCUGAGGACCCUGCAAAUUCCCUCCAAGGAGGAGAGCCCUACUUCCUGCCUGUGACGGAAGAGGCUGACAUUCGUGAGGAUGACAACAUCGCAAUUAUUGAUGUGCCUGUCCCCAGUUUCUCUCAUAGUGACCCUGCAGCAAUUAUUCAUGACUUUGAAAAGGGCAUGACUGCUUACCUGGAUUUGCUGCUGGGGAACUGCUAUCUGAUGCCCCUCAAUACCUCCAUUGUUAUGCCUCCAAAGAAUCUAGUGGAGCUCUUUGGAAAACUGGCAAGUGGCAAAUACCUGCCUCACACUUACGUGGUUCGUGAAGACCUGGUUGCUGUGGAGGAGAUUCGUGAUGUUAGUAACCUUGGUAUAUUUAUUUAUCAACUUUGCAACAACCGCAAGUCCUUCCGCCUUCGCAGAAGAGACCUCUUGCUGGGUUUCAACAAACGUGCCAUUGAUAAGUGCUGGAAGAUUAGACACUUUCCCAACGAAUUUAUUGUUGAGACCAAGAUCUGUCAAGAGUAA
Molecule: messenger RNA, 792 nt
Organism: Mesoplodon densirostris (Blainville's beaked whale)
Lineage: Eukaryota; Metazoa; Chordata; Mammalia; Artiodactyla; Ziphiidae
Gene: ITM2A
Product: integral membrane protein 2A
Exons: 6
Coding region: 1-792 (263 amino acids)
Biological process (GO): negative regulation of amyloid precursor protein biosynthetic process
Cellular component (GO): extracellular exosome; plasma membrane; Golgi apparatus
Molecular function (GO): amyloid-beta binding
Source: RefSeq, a predicted model, not a curated record